AUGCAAAAUUUCUCGGCUGGACGCUGGAUGGUUUUAGCAAUUCAUUGUUCCUUGGCGGCACUAAAUCCAGUAUCUCUGAGAAUGAAAGCUGUGAGAUAUGUCCCUGGACACGUACCGCGAAUUGUAGCGCGAGUGCGAUGUGCGACCUUGUAUUGCGGGGAUACGCGUGUAGGUGAGAGAUUCUAUUCAUUGCUGAGUAUAAGGAAAAGAGCCCUGGUCAACCAACGACAUCACACUUUGCAAGUCGAUCCACUCGAUUCCACUUCAGCAAUGGCAUUCAAGUUCGUAACCCUGUUCGCUCUGUUGGCGGCUGCCAACGCUGGAUUCAUCCCAGCUCACCAACCACUGGCCUACGCGGCGGCUCCAGUUCUGGCCAAGACCAUCAACGCUGAAGACGACCCUCAUCCUCAAUACAGCUUCAGCUACGACGUCCAGGAUGCGACGACCGGCGACUUCAAGAACCAAUACGAGACCCGCGACGGAGAUUCAGUCCAAGGCAGCUACAGCCUCCUCGAAUCUGACGGAACUCGCAGAACUGUCGACUACACCGCAGACGAUAUCAACGGAUUCAACGCCGUCGUCCGCAAAGAACCCGCUCAAGUUGCCUUGAAAGCCGUAGCACCAGCUGCCAUUGCUGUCAAAGCCGCUCCAGUCGCAUACGCUGCACCCGCUGCAUACGCCAGCCACUACGCCACCCCAGCAGUUGCCAAAGUCGCUGCCCCAAUCGCAUACGCUCCAGCUUACGCUAAAUUCGCUGCACCUUUGGCUUACCACGCACCCGCUGCUGUCGCCACUCACUACGCUCCAGCUUACGCUAAAUUUGUCACUAUUUUGGCCUUAGUAGCCGCAGCAAACGCUGGAUUCAUCCCAGCAAGUUACCACGCACCAUUAGCCUAUGCUGCUCCAGCGGCUUACGCUGCUCCAGCGGCCUACGCUGCUCCAGCAGCCUACGCAGCUCCAGCAUUAGCCAAAGUCGCUACACCUGUCUUGGCGAAAGCUUCCGAGGACACUUACGACCCUCACCCACAAUACAGCUUCAGCUACGACGUCCAGGAUUCCACAACCGGUGACUUCAAGAACCAAUACGAGACCCGCGACGGAGAUUCAGUCCAAGGUAGCUACAGCCUCCUCGAAUCUGACGGAACCCGCAGAACCGUCGACUACACCGCAGACGCAAUCAACGGAUUCAACGCAGUCGUUCGCAAAGAACCCGGUCAAGUUGCUGUAAAAGCCGUGGCACCAAUUGCGAAAAUCGCGACUCCAGCUGUAGCCUACGGAGUACCAGCCGUCGCUAAAUUCGCCACUCCAGUCGCCGCGACCUACGCCGCACCCGCCUACGCUCCAGCUUACGCUAAAUUCGCCGCUCCAGCUCUGACCUACGGAGCACCAGCUGUCGCUAAAUUGGCCACUCCAAUCGCCGCUACCUACGCUGCGCCAAUUGCCAAGCUCGCUACCCCAGCCUUGACGUACGGAGCACCAGCUGUCGCCAAAUUGGCCACCCCAGUCGCCGCCUACACGCCGCACCCCUACAUCGCUCAUGACUUUGACGCUGUGCCGCAGUACAGUUUUGCUUACGAUGUUAAAGACUCGCUGACUGGAGACUCAAAGGCUCAAUACGAAACCCGUAACGGAGACUUCAUUACUUUUGCUGGACUUUUGGCGAUCGCCAACGCUGGAUUACUUCCAGUCCACCACGGCUACGCUGCGUCUCACUACGUCCAACAAGCUCCAUUGGUCUACACAGCUCCGGUAGUCUCACACACCGUGGUGAAGCCAAUUGACGAGGAAUUUGACCACCACCCCCAAUACAGCUUCAACUACGGUGUCCAAGAUCCCCACACUGGUGACUCCAAAUCUCAACACGAAGUGAGAGACGGUGAUGUCGUCAAGGGAAGCUACAGCCUGAUUGAAGCCGAUGGUACCAAAAGAACUGUCGAAUACACCGCCGAUGAUCACCACGGAUUCAACGCUGUUGUCCACAAAGAACCAGCCCACUACGCCGUUAAAACUGUUGCUCCAGUUGUACACGCUCCAGUAGUACACACUCCAGUAGUUCAAGCUCCAGUGUACGCACCUGUCCCAUACAAACCAUACAACAGCUACAACGCACCCCUU
Molecule: messenger RNA, 2115 nt
Organism: Cotesia congregata
Lineage: Eukaryota; Metazoa; Arthropoda; Insecta; Hymenoptera; Braconidae
Source: the annotation of a GenBank genome assembly